AUUUCUAAUCGAUUCCAGUACAUACACAUAUAGCAGUAGUACGCAUUAGAAAAAAGAGAAUAGAAAAAGGAGAAUAGAAUAACAAAUGAUUUCUAAUCGAUACGAAUCUAACGUUAUUAUGCAUUACGGAAAAAGAAAAUUUUUCUAAACUAUAUUAAUAGAAUAAUAAAUUAUUUUUAAUAUUAUAAUAAUAAAUUAUUCUAAUAUGAAUGCAUAUACUGUGCCUAUCUAUUUCAAGCAAAAAGAUUAGUGUACAAGUAAUUUUUUCCUAAUUCAUAAUUAUUACGUUAUAAUAUCACGAUUAAAGUGAUAUUAGCUAUGUAUACAUCUAUCAACAUAAAGAUUCCAGUUUUAUAGUUACAUGAUACUGUUUCUUGUUUCCUGUUUUAUCUGCAGUGUGACCUUGAAUAACAAUUCUUCGCUUCCCACUCUUUGAGCAACCAAUUAAUUGCGCGAACGUAUGAUUAAAUAAAGAGACAUACAAAAUCUGUUAUCAGUCGAGGAAGAAACUUCAACGUGAUAUUUCUCUCUCUCUCUCUCUCUCUCUCUCUCUCUCUCUCUCUCUCUCCUUUCGCUUACUCUUCUUAUCUCUGUUAAGCGUGAUUAAUUAUUGAAAUCGUAAAAAAAAUGGAACGCUGGGCUGGUAAAGUAGCUAUAGUUACUGGUGCAUCUAGUGGAAUUGGAUUAGCAAUAGUAAAAGCUUUUGUACAAAAUGAAAUAGUAGUGGUUGGAUUUGCUAGAAGGAAAAAUAAAAUGCAGAGCGAGAUGCAGAAUGUUAAGGCAAAAGGUAAAGGAAAGUUCUAUGCAUGCGAGUGUGAUGUCACCAAGCCCGAAAGUAUCGAACAAGCCUUCCAAUGGGUUAAAAAUACUUUUGGAAUAGUUCAUAUCCUUGUGAAUAAUGCAGGAGUGGCCAUAGAUUCCAAAUUUAUGGAUUCAUCCAGACCUGAUUGGCAAAGAUUAUUCGAUGUAAAUGUAUUAGGAUAUAUCGAUUGUACUAAACGUGCCGCUAGAAUGAUGUUAGAUUCUGAUGUGGAAGGUUACAUUAUUAACAUGAACAGUAUCGCAGGACACUAUCUAGAUACUUUCCCAGGUUGUAGUCUUAACUUUUACCCAGCAUCCAAAUUUGCUUCCGUUGCUGCUACUGAGAUCACACAAAAGGAAUUACAUGGUAGUAAAAUUCGUGUAACGAGUAUCAGUCCAGGAUUAGUAUCUACAGAAAUCUUUGAUGCCAAUAACUUUAAUGUAAAAUCUCUCAUGGAUUUACCAGCAUUGGAAGCUGAAGACAUCGCAAAUGCUGUUAUUUAUGUAAUUGGAACUCCGCAACGCGUUCAUAUUACUGAAUUGAUUAUUAGACCUCUUGGAGAAGUUCAAUAUUAGUGCUAAACAUGAACAAGUAUAAUAUUUUUAAUAGGUAUUAUAUUAUUAUUAUUUUCGUAAGAAUGCAAUAAUAGUAUAUUUUCAGUAAUGUAAAAAUUAAUUAAAAAUUGCAUCACUGAAGAGAAAGGAGAUUGUAUUCUUUACUUAAUUGUAAUAUUACUAAUUCCAUUAUUUACAAAAUUGUGUUAAAAAUUAAGUUUUUCGACUAUUAACUACAUUGUUUAGCAAUAUUGGUAUUACUAUUUAUUUUCAAAGAAAUGUUCGUAAGGUAGAGAGCAUUAUUCCAGUUAAAGAGAAUUUACGAGCAAUUGUGUACUAAAAUUAUUAAUUUUUAUUUAGGAUAUCGUCAAUUGUGUGUCGUAUAAAUACACAUAUGACAUUGUAUGUCGAAUAAAUAACAUAAAACAUGA
Vespula vulgaris is the source of this 1787-nucleotide messenger RNA. Its product is annotated as farnesol dehydrogenase-like. The coding region runs from base 628 to 1377 and encodes 249 amino acids. Lineage: Eukaryota; Metazoa; Arthropoda; Insecta; Hymenoptera; Vespidae. The record is from RefSeq and is a predicted model, not a curated record. The transcript is spliced from 5 exons.